CCGUAACUAUUAACCGGUAUCAUUUUAUGAAGUACAUGGGUCUGUUAUGUUAUGUUCACUUAUUUUAGGUGUAAUAAGUUCAGUUCAAGUUUAAUAAGUUUUGAUAAGAGUUACCCAUGUACAAUUAUAACUAAAAUAAGUUCUGAUAAGUUUUAAUAAGUUAAGAUAAGCUCAGGUAAGUUAAGAUCAGUGAAAAUAAGGUGAAUUAAACACAUUUAUUGUUUUUUUCUCAUGAAUAUUCAUUUUUUUUUUUGUAUAAAUUUACUUUUGAUUCCAAUUGCAGUAAUAAGAAAUUAAGAAUAAAUAGCCUCACCUAGUGUUUAACGUUAAUAGUACCAAGGUUCAAAUUACCAAGUUUCAGACCAAAAAAUUGGCACCAAACUUUUGAAAAUUUCAGAUUAAUUUGUUCCAAAAUUUCCCGGCAAAAUUUGCAAUCGUUGAAAAUAAUUGGCGGGAUUUUGUAUAAUCCAUGAAAUAAAAAACGACCCUAAAAUACCAUCCUUCUUCAUUCACCAUUAACCCUCGUUUCUCUCUCUAACUUCCCUUUCUCUCUCUACCUCAUUCUCACCUUUUUUUUUUGCUCAACAAUGGCGGAAUCUCAAGCUCGCAAUGCUCAUUUUCUCAAUCCUUGGGCUCUUCAUCUUCAAAAAUUAGGGCUUGAAUUAAAAUGCUCUCUUUGCUUGAAGGAGUAUAAUAAACCAAUGUUGUUACCUUGUGACCACAUUUUCUGCAGUUCUUGUGUACCCAAAUCGAAUUUAUUUGGUUUAGAUUGCCCCCUUUGCAAAGUACCCUAUGUUGAACAAGAUCUAAGGCGAGCGCCUUUUAUUGAAAAUGUGGUGAGCAUCUACAAGAGUAUGGAUGCAUCUUUCUCUACUCAUAUGCUUAAUUCAGAUUCCAGAAGGGGUAAUACAAAAUUUUCCAAUCAGGUCAAAAGACAGAUUGAAUCCUCUCCACCGGGGAACUCAAAUAGCGGUACAUGUGGGAAUAUGGAGCAAUAUGAGGCUGUUGAUGUGGAAAUGAAUCAGAUGGAGUCGUCUCCGGACAGUCCUCCAUCCUCUGAUGUUAGCAAGGGCGUCGAUGCUAACUGUCGUGAGCCAGGAAGCAGCUAUGAUUCUGUAGGUAAAUGUCCAACAAAGAAAUCUGCCAAGAGAACUGCUGAUGAUUAUGGAGUUCAAGAGAAAAGUAGUGAUCAAUUUGGAAAGAAGCAAAAGCAGCUACUAAGCCAAGGUCAGCCACAGAAUUGCCAGGGUAGUAUGACACCAUCAACUGCCGAACUGCAAAUUGCUGCUUCUGCUGGCUCUGACAUGACCAACACUGGGAAAGAUUCUAGCAACCAAGUAGUCAUAUAUGAUACUGCAAAUUUAAUUAAUUAUGUAUGUGCAUUUUGCCAUACUUGGAAGACAACAGAGGGUAGUGGACCAAUGCAGCAUUUUGAUAAUGAACGAGAAGUUUUUGGCAGUGAGGCUGGCCAAUCUCAUAUAAUGCAUGUGCACCAAAGCUGCAUAGAAUGGGCACCUCAAAUCUAUUACGAGAAUGACACUACAAUGAAAAAUUUAGAUAAAGAACUUGCUAGAGCUGGAAAACUCAAGUGCACCAGCUGUGGGCUCAAGGGAGCUGCUCUUGGUUGUUUUGCGAAAUCCUGUCGGAAAACUUAUCAUGUCCCUUGUGCAUAUGAGAUUGCUGGAUGCAGAUGGGAUAUGGAUAAAUUUCUGAUGCUUUGUCCUGCUCAUGCUUCCCAAAAGUUCCCUGGCGAGAGGUUCAAAAAGCCUGUAGUGAAAAAGUGCUCAUCAACUCAAAUAUCUAUUGAGCAGAAAAGCGUAUGUGACUUAGAUUUUUGGGCUACAUCACCUACUGGAGCCAAGAAUUGGGUUCUAUGUGGAUCUGCCCUUUCUGCAGAUGAAAAGUAUAAGUUGGUGAAGUUUGCAAACUUAUGUGGAGCAACAGUGACAAAGGCAUGGACCCCAGAUGUUACUCAUGUUGUUGCAGCAACAGAUGCAAAUGGUGCUUGUAGUAGGACACUGAAAGUUCUCAUGGCCAUUCUUAAUGGGAGAUGGGUGCUUAAUAUUGAUUGGGUUGAAGCAUGCAUGCAAUCAAAAUGUCCUGUAGAUGAAGCAACGUAUGAAAUUAUCCUCGACAAUCAUGGCUGCUGUGAUGGUCCCAAAACUGGCAGGCUCAGGGUUUUGAAAAAUGCACCACAGCUUUUCAGCAGCUUGAGAUUCUUUUUCAUUGCCGGCUUUGUGGAAGCAUACAAGAAUGAUCUGCAAAAUCUGGUAAAAGCAGCAGGAGGUACUAUCCUCAAGAGUGAAGAACAACUGCAACAAUUUAACAAUGAAUCAAGUCAUCCAUCGACUACAAUACUAGUUUAUAAUGAUGAUACAACAGGAGAGGUUAAUGAGGUCUUGCAACAACAAUUAAUGGUACAGCAGCUAGCUCUAGAGAAUGGUUCUCAGGUGAUCGCUCAUACAUGGAUUUUGGAUUCGAUUGCGUCAGGUGCAUUGCAGCCCUUUGUUUAAAAAUAAAAACUGAAAAGGAACAUCUCUAUUAAUGUAUAGGGUUUAGUAUAGUACAAAAAUAUUUAGACUAAGUAAGUUAUGGAUGGGUCUUUGAGGUACGAGGGUUCUGUCCUCCCACUUAGAACUACAAUAGCUUUGUAACUUGUAAGACAGCUAAUAAUUAUUGAUAGGUUAUUGUUG
Chenopodium quinoa (quinoa) is the source of this 2693-nucleotide messenger RNA. Its product is annotated as BRCA1-associated RING domain protein 1-like. Bases 588 to 2513 code for a protein of 641 amino acids. Gene Ontology annotation, biological process: double-strand break repair via homologous recombination; positive regulation of transcription by RNA polymerase II; negative regulation of fatty acid biosynthetic process. Gene Ontology annotation, molecular function: ubiquitin-protein transferase activity. The record is from RefSeq and is a predicted model, not a curated record. NCBI's taxonomy places the organism in Eukaryota, Viridiplantae, Streptophyta, Magnoliopsida, Caryophyllales, Amaranthaceae. Gene Ontology annotation, cellular component: BRCA1-BARD1 complex; BRCA1-A complex; plasma membrane. The transcript is spliced from 13 exons.